Macaca mulatta (Rhesus monkey) is the source of this 3336-nucleotide messenger RNA. It is a transcript of the gene PNPLA4, whose product is annotated as patatin like phospholipase domain containing 4. Gene Ontology annotation, cellular component: lipid droplet; cytoplasm; membrane. The record is from RefSeq and is a predicted model, not a curated record. Lineage: Eukaryota; Metazoa; Chordata; Mammalia; Primates; Cercopithecidae. Gene Ontology annotation, molecular function: triacylglycerol lipase activity; retinyl-palmitate esterase activity. Gene Ontology annotation, biological process: triglyceride catabolic process; lipid homeostasis.
AGGCGGUACCAACCCCUGCCGCAGGACUUUCUUGGGCCGGCUUGCGUAGAGCGUAGCUUUACCUUGAUGGCGGAAGGGCGUUGAAUGACGGUCGGGCCCCGCCAUCUGCUUAAAGGGACUCGUUCAACACGGAAGUGUCCCGGGGCUGCAUUGUGCUGCAGCUAGAAUGAAGCACAUCAACCUGUCAUUUGCAGCGUGUGGAUUUCUGGGCAUUUACCACUUGGGGGCAGCAUCUGCACUUUGCAGACAUGGCAAAAAACUUCUGAAGGAUGUCAAAGCUUUCGCUGGGGCGUCUGCGGGAUCCUUGGUUGCUUCUGUUCUGCUAACAGCACCAGAAAAAAUAGAGGAAUGUAACCAGUUUACCUACAAGUUUGCCGAAGAAAUCAGAAGGCAGUCUUUUGGGGCAGUAACACCCGGUUAUGACAUCAUGGCCCAACUAAGAAGUGGAAUGGAGUCGAUUCUUCCUCCCAACGCUCACGAGCUGGCCCAGAACCGACUGCACGUAUCCAUCACCAACACCAGAACCAGAGAAAAUCACUUAGUCUCCACUUUUUCCUCCAGGGAGGACCUCAUUAAGGUCCUCCUAGCCAGCAGUUUUGUGCCCAUUUAUGCAGGACUGAAGCCAGUGGAAUACAAAGGGCAGAAGUGGGUGGACGGAGGCCUCACCAACGCUCUUCCCAUCCUGCCCGUCGGCCGGACUGUGACCAUCUCCCCCUUCAGUGGACGACUGGACAUCUCCCCGCAGGACAAAGGGCAGCUGGAUCUGUAUGUUAAUAUCGCCAAGCAGGAUAUCAUGGUAUUGUUGUCUCCAUCCUACAUAAGAUGGAACCACAGCUCAGAAAGAUUUAGCUUUUCAAUAAAUAGAAACUGUGUCACAAAAGGAGCUACUUGAGGAUUUAAGACAUGGAUUUCAGAAAUCAAGACGCCAGUCAUGUUCUCUUUGAGGAAAUUCAGAAAGAAGUGUUGCAGAUUGCCUUUAUAAUAAUGUCUGAUGAAUGGCACCUCCCUGUGUCCACCAUAAAGACACAGAGUCUAUUUCCAUACCCUUGACCUGGGACUAGCCUUGUUAUGUACUUUGACUAACAGAAUGUGGCAGAGGAAAUGCUGUGCGAAGUCUGGGAAUUCAAUCUUAAGAAACCUUGAAGCUUUCACUCUUGUCCCCUGGUAAAGGAACUCUGAGGCCACCAUACAGUGAGGAAGACAAGUGUAGACUCUUGCAGAGAGGUCUUAUACAAUGCAAACCAAGGCGCCCUAGCCAGCAGGAAGCAGCAACUACGGGCAGGUGAGUGAGGGUAUGUUUUUCUACUUCCUUCCUUCAUCUUAUACCCUGUGAUCUCCAAUCAGUGUAAAAUGGGAUUUCUCUUUUUGAUGUUUUCCCCUGACAUUUCUAAUUUUGAACCGUGAAAUGCACCUAUAAAUUUCUAGAACGAUAUGAAAUGAACCUAUGCAAUAAUAAGAAUUCCAUAUUAGCUAUCAGAACUGCCUUUCAAGUUUCUUCUUACCUUAGAAAGCUAUACUUUAUCCAAGUGACUCAAAAGGGCUGAGUUUCUCAAAUAAAGAAGAGCAGAUGCUUCUAAAAAGCUAUCCUCUGGGCUCAUUCUCAAUGUACAGCUGCCAUGAUGCAUCCCUUCCCAUAGCCUUAGCUUCUGGUGUUGAGCAAAGAAUAGAAAACCAGGGUUGCAGCUCAGUGGCAUCACAGAGGCAAACCACAUUUAACCAUCUCCACGCAUCACUCUGAUUUGACUUUGAGACUAAAGUCUCUCUUUUUCCUCUUUGCAUCAAGAAGAGAGGGGAGCACCAGAUUAAAUGGGCAGAUCUUCGGCCAUGGCCUCCCUGUCUUCACAUCAGUGUGACACAUCUACCACCACCUUCCACAUGAAGCAAUCACUGAACUUUGCAAUAGCUCAACUUCUGCCCACAUACUUCUUUGACCAAUGGAGAGAAUGGAGGCAUCAUUGCAACAAGACUGCUGACUAAAUGUUUGUUGAACGCAGUUCGGAGUACAUCUGCCUUUAAAACUGCUUCACAUUCAAACUAAAGUAGAGUGACCAGGAGAGGUCUGGAAGAUGAGCUCUUCUCACGCAUCACAUCAUCGCACUGUUCCAUUAGAAUACAUGGAUUGCUUUCGAAAACAUCGUCAUGUUUUCAGUAAUCUACUCCUUUUGUUUUACUCCAAAUGAUUUUCCCAACCUUCCACAACCUUUAUAGGGACACACACUUUCUCCUAAAGAUUUUUUACAUCAUACCAAACAUAGUAGAUUGUCUACAAAAAUCUGCCAUUAAUAAGAAUAUUUAAAGAAAAUGCCUUAGGCAUUAAAAAAGUGUUUUAAGUAGUGCCAACAUCAUUGGAAUAAGCACAUGGCCUUACAAGUUGGCUACUUUGAUAGACAAGGUUCAUUUGGAUAGAGGACAACUGGUAUCAUUUUUUAAGACAAUUAAAAUAUAACCACUUUAAUCCAACCAUAAACAUAAACUACAAUAAAAAGCAAAACAGCAUACAGGCACUUAUUUAUACUCACACUGUGCAUCAUUUGCCCAUUUGAAGGUAUAUCUAGCAUUAUUUUAAUCUCACAAUCUAACAUUUUGGUCUCUUGGCUUUACUUCACUUUUCCUCUGAUAUACGAUGCUUUACAACUAAUAUUAAUUCCAGAAGGCAUCUUAUUUUCCCCAUAUCCUAAAUUAUUAAUAAAUAUGUCAAGGGAAGAAAACUAACAUCGACCCUUUUAGCAGCUUGACUAUUCUUUAAGUCAAUACAAAUACGUAUUAUUGACCUUCAAGUCAUUUCCCCACAGGGUGUACUCUUUUGGUGGAAGCUAAUUUGCUCCUAUUUGUAGGGAAGCAGAAUGGUGCAGUGGAUAAAAUAAUUGUGUGAGAGCAAAGAGGAUAGGUUUGUAUUCCUAAUACUGACAGACGUCAUCAUCAAACUUUUCCUGAUCUCAGUCUCUUUCUCUGUACAAGCAAAGGAAGAUCUGAGAUUGGAACUUCCAAGUCCCUUUCCAUUUCAGGAUUCCUGCCAAUGCUCCCUUUAAUGUUGGAGGGGAGGUAACCUUGUAAUGAGAAAUCUAGACAGAGCUUUUCCAUCCUAGGUGUGCACAGCUCCAGAGCAUUCUCCUCACCACUUCUGAUGGCUGCACUAUGCAAGCUGCUGGGAGAACGAAUGACAUGACCAUGAAACCAGAGCUCGUAUUACUUCCACCUAUUAAUCCUCCUGGCAUCAUUCUUGAAUGAGAGAAAGAGAACAGACAGAGUAAUAUGUCAAACACAUUUACAUUAGUUUCAAUGUGAAGUCCCUACUCCAAUCAGGUAUAAGAGAACCAAUAAAAAGAACAAAUAGAA